This is a messenger RNA of Corythoichthys intestinalis (scribbled pipefish), 7342 nucleotides long. Its product is annotated as mucin-2-like. Gene Ontology annotation, biological process: adenylate cyclase-activating G protein-coupled receptor signaling pathway; cell surface receptor signaling pathway. The transcript is spliced from 39 exons. Gene Ontology annotation, cellular component: membrane. The record is from RefSeq and is a predicted model, not a curated record. Lineage: Eukaryota; Metazoa; Chordata; Actinopteri; Syngnathiformes; Syngnathidae. Gene Ontology annotation, molecular function: G protein-coupled receptor activity. The coding region runs from base 7 to 6465 and encodes 2152 amino acids.
UGUGAAAUGUAUGGUAAAUGCAGCAAUGCCAGUCUAGAAAGUUGUGACUGCAUCAAUGCAAUACCUAAUGAUGGGCAGUACUGUAAACGAAAUGUCACCAGCAUAUGUCCACCAAUAAUAACAACAACACCAGCAACAACACCAACAGUGACACCAACACCACCAACAGAAACUUUUGUGGACACCGUUCUCACCAUAAGCACACUUGGCACUGAGGAAGCAGAGAUCAUCGCUCGACUGAAAGCAGCUGUGGGAAAUUUUUCUUUACCAUUCAACAUCACAGAUGAUUCAGUGCUGACAAAUUUAAGUUUGACCACAGUUUGCUAUACAAAAUUUGAUGAAGAACUGCAGUGUCAGUGUGAGCGUCCCUAUCUAUGGCCAUGCCAUGCCUGUGAAACGUAUGGUAAAUGCAGCAAGGCCGAUCUAGAAAGUUGUGACUGCAUCAAUGCAAUAACUAAUGAUGGGCAGUACUGUGAACGAAAUGUCACCAGCAUAUGUCCACCAAUAAUAACAACAACGCCAACACCAGUGACACCAACACCCCCAACAAAAACUUUUGUGGACAUCGUUCUCACCAUAAGCACACUUAGCACCGAGGAAGCAGUGAUCAAUGAUCAACUGAGAGAAGCUGUGGGAAAAAUUUCUUUACCAUUCAACAUCACAGAUGAUUCAGUGCUGACAAAUUUAAGUUUGACUACAGUUUGCUAUAACUUUGAUGAAGAACUGCGGUGUCAGUGUGAGCAUCCCUAUCUAUGGCCAUGUCAUGCCUGUGAAAUGUAUGGUAAAUGCAGCAAGGCCAGUCUAGAAAGUUGUGACUGCAUCAAUGCAAUACCUAAUGAUGGGCAGUACUGUGAACGAAAUGUCACCAGCGUAUGUCCACCAAUAAUAACAACAAUGCCAACACCAGAGACACCAACACCCCCAACAAAAACUUUUGUGGACAUCGUUCUCACCAUAAGCACACUUAGCACUGAGGAAGCAGUGAUCAAUGAUCAACUGAGAGAAGCUGUGGGAAAUAUUUCUUUACCAUUCAACAUCACAGAUGAUUCAGUGCUGACAAAUUUAAGUUUGACCACAGUUUGCCAUAACUUUGAUGAAGAACUGCAGUGUCGUUGUGAGCGUCCCUAUCUAUGGCCAUGUCAUGCCUGUGAAAUGUAUGGUAAAUGCAGCAAUGCCAGUCUAGAAAGUUGUAACUGCAUCAAUGCAAUACCUAAUGAUGGGCAGUACUGUGAACAAAAUGUCACCAGCAUAUGUCCACCACCAAUAACAACAACGCCAACCACACCAGAAACAACACCAACAACAACACUAGUGACACCAACAGAAACUUUUGUGGACAUGGUUCUCACCAUAAGCACACUUAGCACUGAGGAAACAGUGAUCAUUGGUCAACUGAGAAAAGCUGUGAGAAAUUUUUCUUUACCAUUCAACAUCGCAGUUGAUUCAAAGCUGACAAAUUUAAGUUUGACCACAGUUUGCCAUAACUUUGAUGAAGAACUGCAGUGUCGUUGUGAGCGUCCCUAUCUAUGGCCAUGUCAUGCCUGUGAAAUGUAUGGUAAAUGCAGCAAUGCCAGUCUAGAAAGUUGUAACUGCAUCAAUGCAAUACCUAAUGAUGGGCAGUACUGUGAACAAAAUGUCACCAGCAUAUGUCCACCACCAAUAACAACGACGCCAAUCACACCAGAAACAACACCAACAACAACACUAGUGACACCAACAGAAACUUUUGUGGACAUGGUUCUCACCAUAAGCACACUUAGCACUGAGGAAACAGUGAUCAUUGGUCAACUGAGAAAAGCUGUGAGAAAUUUUUCUUUACCAUUCAACAUCGCAGUUGAUUCAAAGCUGACAAAUUUAAGUUUGACCACAGUUUGCCAUAACUUUGAUGAAGAACUGCAGUGUCGUUGUGAGCGUCCCUAUCUAUGGCCAUGUCAUGCCUGUGAAAUGUAUGGUAAAUGCAGCAAUGCCAGUCUAGAAAGUUGUAACUGCAUCAAUGCAAUACCUAAUGAUGGGCAGUACUGUGAACGAAAUGUCACCAGCGUAUGUCCACCAAUAAUAACAACAAUGCCAACACCAGAGACACCAACACCCCCAACAAAAACUUUUGUGGACAUCGUUCUCACCAUAAGCACACUUAGCACUGAGGAAGCAGUGAUCAAUGAUCAACUGAGAGAAGCUGUGGGAAAUAUUUCUUUACCAUUCAACAUCACAGAUGAUUCAGUGCUGACAAAUUUAAGUUUGACCACAGUUUGCCAUAACUUUGAUGAAGAACUGCAGUGUCGUUGUGAGCGUCCCUAUCUAUGGCCAUGUCAUGCCUGUGAAAUGUAUGGUAAAUGCAGCAAUGCCAGUCUAGAAAGUUGUAACUGCAUCAAUGCAAUACCUAAUGAUGGGCAGUACUGUGAACAAAAUGUCACCAGCAUAUGUCCACCACCAAUAACAACGACGCCAACCACACCAAAAACAACACCAACAACAACACUAGUGACACCAACAGAAACUUUUGUGGACAUGGUUCUCACCAUAAGCACACUUAGCACUGAGGAAACAGUGAUCAUUGGUCAACUGAGAAAAGCUGUGAGAAAUUUUUCUUUACCAUUCAACAUCGCAGUUGAUUCAAAGCUGACAAAUUUAAGUUUGACCACAGUUUGCCAUAACUUUGAUGAAGAACUGCAGUGUCGUUGUGAGCGUCCCUAUCUAUGGCCAUGUCAUGCCUGUGAAAUGUAUGGUAAAUGCAGCAAUGCCAGUCUAGAAAGUUGCAACUGCAUCAAUGCAAUACCUAAUGAUGGGCAGUACUGUGAACAAAAUGUCACCAGCAUAUGUCCACCACCAAUAACAACAACGCCAACCACACCAGAAACAACACCAACAACAACACUAGUGACACCAACAGAAACUUUUGUGGACAUGGUUCUCACCAUAAGCACACUUAGCACUGAGGAAACAGUGAUCAUUGGUCAACUGAGAAAAGCUGUGAGAAAUUUUUCUUUACCAUUCAACAUCGCAGUUGAUUCAAAGCUGACAAAUUUAAGUUUGACCACAGUUUGCCAUAACUUUGAUGAAGAACUGCAGUGUCGUUGUGAGCGUCCCUAUCUAUGGCCAUGUCAUGCCUGUGAAAUGUAUGGUAAAUGCAGCAAUGCCAGUCUAGAAAGUUGUAACUGCAUCAAUGCAAUACCUUCAGAUGGGAAGUACUGUGAACUAAAUGUCACCAGCCCUUGUCCGCCACCACCAUCAACCACAACAAUGCCAACAACAACACCAAACACAACAACAACACCAAACAUAACAUCACCAAUAACAACAACACCAAACACAUCAACCACAGCAAUAAACAUAACAACACCAACAACACCAAACACAUCAACAACACCAAACAUAACAACAACGCCAACAACACCAAACACAUCAACAACAACACCAAACAUAACAUCACCAAUAACAACAACGCCAACAACAACACCAAACACAUCAACCACACCAAUAAACAUAACAACACCAACAACAACACCAAACACAUCAACAACACCAAACAUAACAACAACGCCAACAACACCAAACACGACAACAUCAGCAAUAACAACAACGCCAGCAACAGCACCAAACACAUCAGCAACAACAACAACGGCGCCAACACCAACAGCGGCACCACCUCCACAAUCAGAAAGGAGGCAGAUGUCAUUCACUAUGUUGAUUGACUUUGAGGACUCAUUCAACAAUGAAAACAGUUCUGUGUUCCAGAGAUGUUUAGGUUCUAUUCAAACACAAUCUCGGAUCCUUAUACCAGGCCUACUAUCAGCGGAUCUUAUACGUUUCAGGCCUGGAAGCACCAUUGCUGACUUUGAAAUCAAUGCUCCCAUAAUUCGAGAUCCAGAUGUUGAAGCACUUUCAAUCGCAAUAUUUAAUGACCUAAAGACCACAUUUCCUAUGCUGUUUGAAAGUCAAGAAAACUUCUCAGAGCAACCAGAUGUAUUUUUUCAAGACACCGUAAAAAUAAAAUGUGGCCCACCACCGCAGGCCCUACAAUUUUCUUUGACUUCAUCAGAGUGGACGCUUGAUGGUGUUUUAAUAACUGCAGACGAUCAGCAUAUUUUUUCACGAGAUGAUCGAUCAGAAACGCUAAUGAUCACAAACUUCUUUCCCUCUGACAAUGGACGUUAUGAAUGUCAGUUGUUUGAUGGGAAUUCGAGUUUUCUCCAGAACGCCAAUCAAUCAAUCAGGCUUCAGGAAACACCUACAAUUCAGAUUGAUCCCCUCCGAAGGAGUGUCGUUUGUCGGGUUGGGCAGGAAGUGUCUCUAGAAUGUACUGUCCAGGACUCUUACCAGGUUGAGUUUAAAGACAUCCCUAAUUCAGAUCCAGGCUCUCAAAUAAACCGAGACAUCACCCUCACACAGGAAGACUGUGAUAAUGAAGAACUAAUAGUUUCCUGUCAAGUGGUGGGCCUCUCUCAAUUCACACGGGAUGCAACAUUCGUGUUGGUCCAAGAUGUUGAAUUCACAUGCAUUAAUGACCAAGAAUUUGGAAAUGGAUCGUUAAAUGAGGAGGGAAUAGCUUCAUGUGAAGUAGAUGAGGUGGGAGUGAAGACUGCUAUUUGCAGAGAAAGUAGGGAAUGGGAAGAUCGAGGAGACAACUGCACCUUGCGGAGGCUCGUGGAACUACUUAUUCAGUCUGAGUUUUUGAAUAAUGAGACUUUGCCAGAGUUCUUGGAAAAUCUCAGCAACACCACUGAUGAGCUAAGUGAGAAUGUGACUGGAUCUCCUAACAACAUUGAGACCAUUGUUAGAAUACUCAACAAUGUGGCAGACUUAGUAACAAAUUCUUCUCUCGAGCUAAAUCAGGACCUAAUGGAGAAUAUCCUAAUCACCACUGAUGUCCUGACCAGAGAUGAGGCAAGGGUUUCAUGGGAUGUCCUUAAUCUCCGAGCUGCCAUUGAGAUUUUUGGAACAAGAACUUUCACACCCAGAAAUGAGAGUGUCAGCUCGUUAUUAUUGUUUUCCCUUGAGGGUUUAGCAAGUAGGCUUAUCAAUGCCUCUUUAACCAUUGAUACACCUUUGAUUCUCUUGAACAAAACAACAUUCAACGACAGUUUCAACGGAGAUUUUAAUUCUACGGUGGAGAUAGACAUAGAGGGAUCUAACGGAACAACAUUCCUCACUGUGAUAACCUUUGAAUCAAUGGACAAUGUACUUCCACCAAGAGAUGAGAACAACGCUUCAGGCAGGGUCAUCAAUGGGAGAGUCGCACUUGUUCAGUCUGAUAACCCGAUCAACAAUAUCUCGUUUACAUUUAACAUUGUAAACGACAGUCUUGGGAACCCUCAAUGUGUGUUUUGGAACUUCACCCUCUUUGAAGGUCUCGGAGGAUGGGAUGGUGAAGGCUGUGAGCUCGUUAGAAGAGAGGGUGAAUUGGUCACAUGUCAGUGUGACCAUCUGACCUCAUUUUCAAUUCUAAUGUCACCAACUAGUCCGAUCAGCCGUGUGUUGGAUUUCAUAACGUACAUCGGCGUUAGUAUUUCCAUGGCGUCCUUAGUGAUAUGCCUCAUUAUUGAAGGGGUUAUAUGGAAAACAGUUAGAAAGAGCACCACUUCGCACUUGCGGCACGUUUCCAUUGUUAACAUCGCAGUGUCUCUCUUGAUUGCAAACAUUUGGUUCAUUAUUGGGGCAAGUAUCUCUGAAGGAGAAAAAAGGAAUCCAGCUGCAUGCACUGCUGCUACCUUUUUCAUCCACUUCUUUUACUUGGCUCUCUUUUUCUGGAUGUUCGCAUCCGCCUUGUUGCUAUUCUACCGCUCAGUCGUUGUCUUUGGUGGAGGACUUUCUAAAAAGACUAUGUUAGCGAUCGGAUUCUGUCUUGGCUACGGGGCGCCUCUGCUUAUCUCAGUCAUUACUAUAGCUGUAACUGCCCCGAACAAUGCUUACAUUCGAGAAAAUACGAUCUGCUGGCUCAAUUGGGAAAGGUCAAGAGCGCUUCUGGCAUUUGUGAUCCCGGCCCUGGCAAUUGUGUUUAUAAACAUUAUAAUCCUAAUUGUGGUAAUAGUUAAAAUACUGCAGAGCCGGGGGAUGUCAAGCACUGCACAACAAGAUGAGAAGUAUGUUCUGGUGGUCAUUAUUCGGAGCUUGGCUAUCCUCACACCCUUUUUUGGAAUCACUUGGAGUCUUGGAGUUGGAAUCUUAAUUGACCCAACUAAUCUGGGAAUCCACAUUACCUUCUCCCUCUUCAACUCUCUUCAGGGUUUCUUCAUAUUAGUUUUUGGAACACUGUUGGACAAAAAGGUUCGGUCAGAAAUUUCGCUUUCCAAAACAUCUCAAACUUCCAGAAGUGGGACCAGGAGCACGAGUGCUGGGAACUCAUCAUCGAGUGGAUGGAAGAUUUUUAGGAACAUUGGAAGAAGAGGUGGUAACAAUCUAUCAUCAUCUGCUGAUGUCUCAUCAUCAUCAUCAUCAUCAUCAUCAUCUCAAGCGAUCAACACUUGAGGGCCACUAUCGACAUCUCUGCUCUGGUUGACCAAGGAACAAAUUGCCCCCCCCCCCCAAAAAAAAGCAAAAAACAAAACAUGAAUAUGGUAAUAUAGGCUGUCUCACAUUAACAUUUAAGUAACUAAAAUACUACUAUACUGUUGGCCAUAAAAUAUAAUUCACAUCUUUUAAGUACAUUUAACAACAGCCAUAUUGCCUUAUUCUAUACAAAUGAUUGCAGGCAUAGCUAUGAACAAAGACGCGAUUUUAUGGCAAAAAUAUAAUAACGGCGAUGAUAUACAGAAUCGUUUCGAAGAUUAAGUGAUUACUUUUUUGUUCUGCGCACAACUCCUGGAGGGCAUGUUUGUAAAGUAUAUCAUGUUUGUGAAAGUGCCAGUUGCUUCAAAACAUUAACCAGAGUUGUUAUCCUGAGAAUAUUUGAUUAUUGGCAUUUUGGUUGGUGUCAUAAUCUCAGACUAAGUAUAUGAUUAUUUGUGUUGUUUAACAAUAAUCAUUAUUCCACUCAAAAUUUUACAAAUUGUCAUCUUCAUACCAAAAUAUGAUCUGCAUGUGAUCACGCACUAUGGGAGAGCAAACACAUUUGUAGGAAAUAAUCUUAACUGUUUUUGUGAUGUAUAUCGUUGUAAACAUUUGAUACACUUGAAUUAUAACACCAUCGUAAAUUGUUCCAAGCACUUUACAAAUAUAUUGAUGGUAUUUUUGUUUAUACAGUACUUUGUGAUUGUUGUGUAUGUUAUCCGCUAAUCAAAUAUACAACAUUACCAUUUAACAAUAAAAGGUAGAACAAAGUAUUUUACUUUGGAUUGGCCUUGUGUUUUAGAUAUCUUAAUGUUUUGUAAGAUGCUAUGAUAUGUCAGCAUUUUUUUUUUUUUAA